Molecule: messenger RNA, 3483 nt
Organism: Bursaphelenchus okinawaensis
Lineage: Eukaryota; Metazoa; Nematoda; Chromadorea; Rhabditida; Aphelenchoididae
Source: the annotation of a GenBank genome assembly
AUGUCAAUGUCAGGAAGGUCGCCAAGGCCGAGACUUUUCUCGACUGGUGGUAUUGGUGAUGCGUAAGUUGGUUUUCGUUAUAACUUUGUUGUAAGAUGUCAAAUGUGGAUGAAAUCUUGUAGAUAUAAUGGAAAUUUGUGAUUAUCUUUGUCUAAAUUUUGAUUUUGAUCAGAAAAUUCAUCUUUGAGAUAUGGAGUUUUUUCUGAUAUUAUCUAUGACAUCUGCUGUUGUAGACGAAUUUUAUGUUUUGUUUAAUAGUUUAAAUUAGUUUUUUAGUAUUUUUUGUUCUGUUGUUAAAAAGAAGAGUAUAUGCAGCAACUCAUGAGUUUUUUUGUGUUCAAAGCUUUAUAUUUUAUAUUAAUUUAACUCAUGGGGUCAAGUCUCAUAAUAAGUUACGUUUUCUUGCAGAAGCUUUAUGUAAUAUAAAAUACUGAUGAAGUUUGAAUUAUACAAAGCUUAAAGUGUUGUUUAGCUUUUACUAAAGUAUUAUUAUUAUUAGUCAAUUCAGUUCUUUGAAACGGCUCUUUUUCUUAUAUUAACUAUGAUGUCUGUUGCUGCUGACGAAAUCGUUUGAUUUCAAUAGUCUAAAAAUAAAAUAUUUUAAAGAUUUUAACUGAAAAGUUAGGCAUGAGUUUAUUUAUUUAUUUUCGAUUAAGUUUAGGUAAUAAAAACUUUGUUUUUGCGUUUAUUUUAUUGUAAUAGUUCAGCAGAUCAUGUCCUAUGAUAAUAUGGUUGUUUAUUCGAAAAUACUAAUUUAUUCGGGCAGUUUUUGUUUUUUGUUAGUUUAAAUGGAUUUUUAUGUAUUUUAAGAAUAUGAGGUACAAUUUUAAAGUCUUUUCUGAUUUUUUAAUUGUUCGUUAUAUUAGUUUUUGGCUUUACAAUUGAAAUUUUUUGAAUUUCAGCAUAGAUUAUGUGUCAAACAGUUCGGCCCGAGGCUCGGAUGGGUUUCAUUGUCACGAAUUGACAAGUGAGCAAGUGGAGAACAAGAAGCGUGCUAUUCGAGUACUAUGGUUGAGUGUCAUAGUCUGUUUGUUGUUCAUGAUCUGCGAGAUCGUUGGUGGCUGGUGGGCAGCCAGUUUGGCCAUCAUUACUGAUGCUGCUCAUUUGGUAGGUCUUUUUAACUUUAUGGUAUGGUUUUUGGUUUUAUUAUAGGCGUUUUGUAAAAUACGAUAUUUUUUGUUUGGAUUUGCAUACAAAUUGUAUCAAAUUAUAUUGUUUUAGCUGACAGAUUUGGCCAGUAUGUUGAUAUCGUUAUUUUCCUUGUAUUUGGCCUCACGUCCGGCUUCACAAAGGAUGAGUUUUGGAUGGCAUAGAGCUGGUAAUACUUUUUGAGUGUUAAAUUUUAAAAUUUGGGCAAUUUAGAAGUGAUAUAGGGGUCGGAACAUCAACUAGGAUUCAGCUGUCAUGGGUAAUAUAAAAAUGGUUGUAUUUUUUAAAAUUAUGACAUUUUUAGAAAAAUCUUUGCUGAAGAAUGUCAGAAAUAGUCUAGUGAAGCUAUAAAAACGUGCUUUAGGUAUCUACUGUCGGUAGUUAUGUUGUUAUAGAGAUAUAAAGUCAUAUUCAUGUUUUGCUGUCUAGUAUAAUAUAAAAAUGGCUGUAUCUUUGAAACUAAUAAGUUUCUUGAUAAAUCGUUGAUUCUAAAUGGUAAAAAAAAAGAUUUUAGUUUACGAGAAAUGGCAUUUGCCAGAGAUACAAACAAGAAUUAUAUUGAUAUAGACAUUAGAAGUGUCAUUGAUGUAGGUAUAAGCGAAGAAGGCCAUUUUAAAGAAUUUUUCUGAGAAAUUAUAAACUAAAUGCCAUUUUUCAAUUACUUAUAAUAAUUUUGUGAUAUUUCAGAAGUUGUUGGAGCCUUCGUAUCGGUAUUCAUGAUCUGGGUGGUGACAGGAAUCUUGGUGUAUCUGGCGGUCGAACGUAUCAUAACAGCCAAGUACGAGAUUGAUGGUGAAAUUAUGGCUAUCACAGCUGCCAUUGGUGUCGGUGUUAACAUUAUGUAAGUGAAAAAAUUUUUCGAUUGGCUGAAAAUGACUGUUUUGGGCUAAAAUAAUGGAAGUUGUUGCCUAAAAAUGGUGUUUUCCGGGCUUUUUGGGUUUUAAAGUGCUAUUUUUAAUGUUGGGUGGGUAGAAAAAUACGAUAUUGAGGGUUUUCUGUACUUAUAAAUGUUAUUUUUAUUACUUUUGAAGUUUAAAAAUGGCAGUUUUUUUCAAAAAAAAUUGUAAUAAGCCUAUUAGCUUGUUCAAAUAAUAAUGAGCCACUUUCAAAGCAAAUUUUUCAUUGUUAAGUGGCACAGAAUUAUUUGAAAAGUUUUAAAAAAUGCACAAAUUCCUAUCAAAAUGCUCAGUAUAAUAUGACUUUGUUACAGUAUGGGCCUCCUACUGUACUGCGGAGGUCAUGGUCACAGCCAUCUGGGUGGUGGAAGUCAUAACCAUUCUCACGACGAACCUCACGAACAAACCGCGCUCCUUCGAUCAGCUUCCGGCACUAGCAAUGGCUAUCAACCGAUCGAGGAAGACGUGGAAGACAACCAUAGUCACGAUGAUAAGAGAGGUCCUGAGGUGAAUAUCAAUGUAAGAGCGGCGUUCAUUCACGUUCUCGGCGACUUGUUGCAAAGUUGCGGUGUUUUGGUGGCGGCACUGAUCAUAUUGUGGAAGGUAAGGUGUUGGUGUUUUGGGUUUUUUGGGCGGGGUAAAUUCGGGGGAGGGGGUGUAGAAGUGUGAGGGUUAAUUUAGGCUAGGAAAAGGUUAGGAGGGUAAGGCAAUUCAAUAUGAGUGUGGAUGGGGAACUUUGAUUUUUUGGGCGUGGUAAAUUUGGGGGUGGAUUUUGGGGAGGGGGUGAUGUGUGGGAGUUAAUUUAGGAUAGGAAAGGUUGUAAAAGUAAGAUAAGUCAAUAUGAAGUAGGGUAUGGAAAUUUGAUUUUUUGAAGGGGGGGGGGUAAAUUUGGGGGUAGAUUUUUGGGCAUGGGGAUUAACUUAGGGUAUGAGAAGGCUAGGGGAACUGAGGUAAGUCAAUAUGAGCCAGAAUAGAGAAGUUUGUUUUUUUGGGCGCGGUAAAUUUGGGGUUGGAUUUUCAAAAUAAUUUUUUUUUAAUUUUUAUUUUUCAGCCAGAAUGGGGCAUAGUCGAUCCAAUCUGCACUCUCCUCUUCUCCGUCAUCGUCAUGUCCACCACCUUCUACAUUAUCCGCGACGCCCUAGUGGUACUGCUAGAAGGACGACCAUCUUCCAUUGAUUUCCGUGAAGUCUUCAACACACUGGAGAGCAUCGACGGUGUCAAAAAGGUCCACAACCUAAGGAUUUGGGCUCUCACAAUGAACAAAAUUGCCUUAUCAGUACAUUUGGAAAUCGACCAAGAGACCGACGCUCAAGUUGUAUUGAAGUCGACCAGUUUAAUGUUGAAACAAAAGUUUGGCGUCCAUGAAUCGACCAUUCAAAUCGAAGAUUUUCAAGCAGAAUCAGCCGAUUGUAAUGAAUGUCAGCCGCCAACGGCGUGA